This is a messenger RNA of Micromonas pusilla CCMP1545, 1027 nucleotides long. RefSeq lists its product as uncharacterized. Bases 183 to 959 code for a protein of 258 amino acids. The record is from RefSeq and is a predicted model, not a curated record. The transcript has a single exon. Gene Ontology annotation, molecular function: protein serine/threonine kinase activity; ATP binding. Gene Ontology annotation, cellular component: EKC/KEOPS complex; cytosol; nucleus. NCBI's taxonomy places the organism in Eukaryota, Viridiplantae, Chlorophyta, Mamiellophyceae, Mamiellales, Mamiellaceae. Gene Ontology annotation, biological process: protein phosphorylation.
CGCCCCGCAGUGCGACUCGACUGAGGGGACCACCGCGCGCCGAACCCGGGUCGCGAGCGAGCAUCGUCGUCGGAGAUCGCGCGGACGGCGAUCGACGCGCGUCGCCACGCACGGGCUCUCGUUCGUCCCCGCCCGGAGAGAGGCGGCGCGCGGCGAUCGCCGACGACGCGAAAUUAAAUUAAAUGACGGCGACGGCGAAGCGCAAGGCGUCCGAGGUGGUCGACGACGCCGUCCCCCCGACGACCACAGCGGAAGCCGCGACGACGACGACGACGACGACGACGACGAAGGUCGUCGACCUGAUCAAAAACCUCGGCGGAUACGACAACAUGAUCUCCCAGGGCGCGGAGGGACGCGUGUUCGCGGUCACCUUCCUAGGCAAGCCCGCGAUCGUGAAGCAGCGGUUCGAGAAAACCUACAGACACCCGAUCCUCGAUAAGAAGCUCACGAAGUCGCGCCUCAACAUGGAAGCGCGGGGGAUGAUGCGCGCGAGGAAGCUCGGCGUCAUAACGCCGACGCUGUACUACGUCGACACGCACCAGGCGGCGAUAUACAUGGAGCGCGUCGACGGCGCGUCGUUGAAGGAGUUGAUUCGCGCGGGCGCGAUGACGGAGGAAGAGAUGCGGGACGUCGGGGAGGAGAUCGGGCGCGUCGUCGCCGCGAUGCACGACGGCGGGCUCAUCCACGGCGACUUGACGACGUCGAACAUAUUACUGCGCGCGAGGGAUCAAAAGGUGGUGGUCAUCGACUUCGGGUUGGCGCACAACUCGAUCAUACCGGAGGACAAGGGCGUGGAUUUGUACGUCCUGGAGCGCGCCAUCACGGUGACGCAUCGCUCCGCCGCGAUGUUCGAGCACGUCAUGGCCGCGUACAAGCAGCACUCGCGGCAGUGGAGCGCGAGCUUUAACAAGUUCGCGGAGGUGCGGAUGCGCGGACGGAAGCGCUCGAUGAUCGGGUGAGGGAUGGACGAGCGUCGAGGCGUAGUGUUAGCUCACAUAGUUUGCAGUGCCCACAGCGCUCACGUGAC